AUGACGGAAGUCAACGUUUGCAGCAGCAACUCCACAACAGGAGAAGCUCUUCAAGAGGAUCCAUCGUCGUCUCUUCCUCAAGAGCCAUGCUUUGGUGAUUACUCUAUAUAUCGCCACGAAGAGGUGGAAUCCAAGUUUUUGUCUACAGCAGCAUCAUCAUCAUCAUUGGCACCCGAUACCCUCUGUUGGGUCCUUCUCAGCAAGGGACGAAAACGAAACAAAGCAAGUCAAGACAGUGAAGGAGAACAACGAAAACAGCUCUUGUCCAGAGCAUGGAUCGUGGGCUCUUCUUCUUCCGAACAACAACAAGAUGGACGCAUCUUGGUACGAUACCCCAAGGGAUCGACCUACCGAGUCAAACGUGAAAAUCUACUCCCCGUCUUGAUGCAUUCCAGUUUGAUUGUGGUAUUGGCCGAAACCAACCUUUAUCGACGCUUUGCCGUAGUGCAUACACGACCCAAUGAUGCCUUUACGGAAAUUGGGUGCGAUGUGGGGAUAUUAGUGCAUCGGAUAUGGGAACAUUCAACGUGUCCCCAAUACGUCAGUGGCAUGGACAAGGCACCCGAGGAUAUUGCACAAGCGCAACAACGAUAUCCAAACUGCAAGUUUGUCACUUGGAAUGUGCCAUUGUUACAAACAUCACAAGAACAAGAUACUACUAGUACUGACAAUCACAAUCCACCACUGCCCAUGGAUUUGUUUCCACAAUCGAGAAAAGAGCUCGUCGUCGCCAUUGAUAUCAAUGGCAAUCGAGAAUUGGAAGCUGUUCAACAUUGCAUUCGAAUUGUCAUUCAAGAGUGGAAACCAAGGCUUAUCAUUGUCAAAUCCAGGGAAUUGUACGCGCAGUUGGGGGGAUCGCACAAGCGUCAAGACAAAACGGAUAGCUAG
Molecule: messenger RNA, 888 nt
Organism: Seminavis robusta
Lineage: Eukaryota; Bacillariophyta; Bacillariophyceae; Naviculales; Naviculaceae
Source: the annotation of a GenBank genome assembly